Molecule: messenger RNA, 2082 nt
Organism: Daucus carota subsp. sativus
Lineage: Eukaryota; Viridiplantae; Streptophyta; Magnoliopsida; Apiales; Apiaceae
Product: carotenoid 9,10(9',10')-cleavage dioxygenase 1-like
Biological process (GO): carotene catabolic process
Cellular component (GO): chloroplast stroma
Molecular function (GO): carotenoid dioxygenase activity
Source: RefSeq, marked provisional
ACCAUAAGCUAAAAUCCAUGUAAAACUUUGUCCACAAAAAUUUGUCGCAGGCAGGUACAUUUCAAACCGAAUAAGUGAUGCGCAUCUACGUGGGCGGCCGAUAUUCACGAACCAACCAGAUAAAACACCACUCUCUCUAACCAUCAUCUCCAAAACACACACUACACACACUGAAAAUGGGGGUGACAGAGCACGAGAAAAGCGAGCAAGUUGAGAGAAUCAAAGAUGUUGUGAUUGUUAAUCCCAAGCCAAGCAAAGGAUUCACGUCCAAGGCUAUUGAUUGGAUUGAGAGCUUGAUUGUCAAGUUGAUGUAUGACGCUUCUGUGCCUCAUCAUUGGCUGGCUGGGAACUUUGCGCCUGUGGAUGAGACGCCUCCUGCUCGUGAUCUUCCAGUUAUUGGCUCUAUUCCGGAGUGUCUGAAUGGUGAGUUUGUCAGGGUUGGUCCAAAUCCAAAAUUCUCCCCUGUUGCUGGCUAUCACUGGUUUGAUGGAGAUGGCAUGAUUCAUGGAUUACGCAUCAAAGAUGGGAAAGCUACCUAUGUCUCCCGCUAUGUGAGGACAUCUCGUCUAAAGCAAGAAGAGACUUUUGGUGGAGCUAAGUUCAUGAAGAUUGGAGAUCUCAAGGGACUAUUUGGAUUACUUAUGGUCAAUAUGCAAAUGCUCAGAGGAAAGUUGAAUGUACUAGAUAUGUCAUAUGGAAAUGGAACAGCUAACACUGCCAUGAUAUAUCAUCAUGGAAGACUCUUGGCUCUUUCAGAAGCCGAUAAACCAUAUGCCAUUAAAGUUUUGGAAGAUGGAGAUCUACAAACUCUUGGAUUGUUGGAUUAUGACAAAAGGCUGACACAUUCUUUCACUGCCCAUCCAAAGGUCGACCCAUUUACCGGUGAAAUGUUUACCUUUGGCUAUUCACACACACCUCCAUAUAUAACAUACAGAGUGAUUUCCAAGGAUGGUGUUAUGAAUGAUCCAGUGCCAAUAACAUUAGCAGACCCAAUAAUGAUGCACGACUUUGCCAUCACUGAAAAUUAUGCAAUUAUAAUGGACCUGCCGUUAUACUUUAAACCCAAGGAAAUGGUCAAGGAAAAGAAGCUGAUUUUCACAUUUGAUGCAACUAAAAAGGCCCGUUUUGGUGUCCUUCCACGAUAUGCAAAGAAUGAGCUGCUGAUUAAAUGGUUUGAGCUCCCAAAUUGCUUUAUAUUUCACAAUGCCAACGCUUGGGAAGAAGGAGACGAAGUUGUUCUGAUCACUUGCCGCCUUGAGAAUCCAGACUUAGAUAUGGUUAAUGGGAGUAUGAAAGAGAAGCUCGAGAAUUUCAACAAUGAACUGUAUGAGAUGAGAUUCAACAUGAAGAGUGGUCUAGCUUCACAGAAAAAGCUCUCAGCAUCUGCUGUUGAUUUUCCUCGGAUAAAUGAGAGCUAUACUGGGAGGAAACAACGUUAUGUUUAUGCCACUUCACUGGACAGCAUUGCGAAGGUCACUGGGAUUGUCAAAUUCGAUUUGCACAUGGAACCAGAGAUCGGGAAAAAGAAGCUGGAAGUUGGAGGAAACAUACAAGGUAUCUUUGAUCUUGGAGUUGGUAGAUUUGGUUCAGAGGCCAUUUUUGUACCUCGCCAGCCAGGCACUACAUCUGAAGAAGAUGAUGGCUACUUGAUUCAUUUUUUACAUGAUGAGAGCACCGGAAAAUCUGCCGCAAAUAUAAUUGAUGCAAAAACAAUGUCACCUGAUCCUGUUGCAGUUGUUGAAUUACCACACAGAGUUCCGUAUGGGUUCCAUGCCUUUUUUGUGACUGAGGAACAACUUCAAGAACAAGCCAAACUGUAGGAUUGCAGAAGCUUGAUGAUUGCUGGGAAUUGUGGCAAACACACCACUGGCACUACGAGGCCUGUGUGACUCGUAUACUUCAUAGCAUAAAUAUUCAGUGUAAUAACUGUUUCUGUAAAGUGAAUGUCUACAAGCAAUAUAGGUUUAUAUCAAGUAUGUGAUGUACCUAUUAAACACACAAGAAUUACAUAUAUACUAAACUUGGUGAUAUAUUUCACUAUGAGAAAGUUGAUAACUGCGUCAAAUUUCUGUCAUUUUCUUC